GGUGGCUGGGGGGCCGCUACUGCACAGGCGCCUCGGGCAGCGCUGCUCCUCGCCCCUGGCCCUGCGCGUCUCCUUCGCUCCGGGACCCUCGAGCGCCGGUUCCGCGCGCUGGAAAGGAGCGGCCGCGGCGGCAGGAACCUGAUUGCUCUCCUUCAACACGUUCAAUAUGAAGUUAUUAGUAAUACUUUUAUUUUCUGGACUUAUAACUGCUUGUAGAGGUAACUCUUCUUACAGUUUGCCACCGAAGUUAUUACUAGUGUCCUUUGAUGGCUUCAGAGCGGACUAUCUACAGAACUAUGAAUUUCCUCAUCUCCAGAAUUUUAUUAAAGAAGGUAUCUUAGUGGAGCACGUUAAGAAUGUUUUCAUCACAAAGACAUUUCCAAACCACUAUAGUAUUGUGACAGGCUUGUAUGAAGAAAGCCAUGGCAUUGUAGCUAAUUCCAUGUAUGAUGUAAUUACCAAGAAAUAUUUUUCUGACUUAAAUGACAGGGAUCCUUUUUGGUGGAAUGAGGCAGUACCUAUUUGGGUAACCAACGAGCUUCAAGAGAACAGAUCAAGUGCUGCUGCUAUGUGGCCUGGCACCGAUAUACCCAUUCACAAUACCACGCCUUCCUAUUUUAUGAAUUAUAGCUCCUCUGUAUCAUUUGAGGAGAGACUAAAUAAUAUUACCAUGUGGCUGAGCAAUUCAAAUCCACCAGUUACUUUUGCAGCACUCUAUUGGGAAGAACCAGAUGCAAGUGGACAUAAAUAUGGACCCGAAGAUAAAGUAAAUAUGAGCAGAGUGUUGAAAGAAAUAGAUGACCUUAUUGGUGACUUAGUCCACAAACUCAAGAUAUUAGGAUUGUGGGAGAAUCUUAAUGUGAUCAUUACAAGCGAUCAUGGGAUGACCCAGUGUUCUAAGGAAAGACUGAUAAACUUGGAUCUCUGUCUCAAUCGUUCAGACUACACUCUUAUAGAUUUGACUCCAGUUGCUGCAAUACUUCCCAAAAUAAAUAAAACAGAGGUUUAUAACAAACUAAAAAACUGUAGCUCUCACAUGAAUGUUUAUCUCAAAGAAGACAUUCCUGCCAGGUUUCAUUACCAACAUAAUGAUCGAAUUCAGCCUAUUAUUUUGGUUGCUGAUGAAGGCUGGACAAUUGUGCUCAAUAAUUCAUCACUAAAAUUAGGUGACCAUGGUUAUGACAAUUCCUUGUCUAGCAUGCAUCCAUUUCUGGCUGCCCACGGUCCUGCAUUUCACAAAGGCUACAAACAAUGCACAAUUGACAGUGUGGAUAUUUAUCCAAUGAUGUGCCAAAUCCUGGGCUUAAAACCACGUCCCAAUAAUGGAACCUUUGGUCAUAUUCAGUGUUUGUUAGUUGACCAGUGGUGCAUUAGACUCCCAGAAGCCAUUGGAAUUGUUUUUGGUGUACUCUUGAUCUUAACCAUUCUAACGUGCCUCUUCAUAAUCAUGCAGAAUAGACUGUCUGCACCGCAGCCAUUUUCCCGACUUCAGUUACAAGAAGAUGAUGAUGAUCCUUUAAUUGGCUAAUAAUAUGUGCUGGAGUUUCUAAAAAGUGUCUUUGUUUAGUCACAAAACCAAGGAUACACCCAAAUGUGUUAUAACUAUGAAAAAGCAUAUUUUGAAAGACAAAGAAUUUAUACGAAGCAUGCUGAAAUUGUGUUUUACUUUUCUUUGUGUUUUCUUUUGGUGCAUUAGCUAAUACCAAAAACAAAAACAUCCUGAACAUAGUAAAAAUUGCUGGUAUAUUAUUAGUUAACACUAUUUCUCUAACUAGAAACAUUUUUUUAAGAAAAAUACUGCCUAUGCCUUUCUUUGUGCAAUGAAAUUUGUCACAUAUUUAGAUGAAAAUAUGACAAAAUUUAGUAGGCAUACUUUUCUAAUAAAUUUUUAUAUUUGUAAAUGAAACAACAGAAUCUUUAUGUAACUAGUGGGAUUUGUGCAUCAGGGAGGAAAAGUUUCCUAUAUUUUUAUAUUGACCUUUAAUGGAGUUUGUAUUCCAAGUAAACUCUUGAGUUAGAAAAUUAUCUGUGUUAAAUGAAAUCAGUUAACCAGGCAGAAAAGAUCAAGCAUAUAAAGAUUAUUUUAAGAAAAGUUAUUAUAAAAAACUAUCAAAGACAAUGUGUACAAAGCCCCUGUCUUCACCAUUGUGUCUUUGUUAAUACCCUUAAGCUGUUGAAAUCUCAGAAGUUUUCUUUUGAAGAUUAUUGCUAAUAAAUUAAGAAAAUAGAGAAAAGUGGAUUUCUCUGUGCUUAAUGGCUUUGUGUAAGUUAUUUGUGUGUGUGUGCAAGUGUGUUAGCAUGUAUGGGUGUGCAGACUAUGCAACUUAUAGAAGGAGAUCAGAGAUGGACUUGACCAUAGGUAGGCUUCCGCAUUCCCAUAGAACCCAGCUCUUAGGAAAGGUUAUAUUUUCAUUCAUAUUUGUUUACCUUCUAACAAGUUCAAAUCAUAAUUUUAAAAAUGCAUUUGUUUUUGUUACCAUUUUUAACCUUCUCAGGUUGAUUAUAAU
Messenger RNA from Pipistrellus kuhlii (Kuhl's pipistrelle), 2507 nucleotides. RefSeq names its product ectonucleotide pyrophosphatase/phosphodiesterase 4 (gene ENPP4). The record is from RefSeq and is a predicted model, not a curated record. The transcript has 4 exons. Bases 167 to 1528 code for a protein of 453 amino acids. Lineage: Eukaryota; Metazoa; Chordata; Mammalia; Chiroptera; Vespertilionidae.